Stereum hirsutum FP-91666 SS1 is the source of this 1419-nucleotide messenger RNA. RefSeq lists its product as uncharacterized. Lineage: Eukaryota; Fungi; Basidiomycota; Agaricomycetes; Russulales; Stereaceae. The coding region runs from base 1 to 1419 and encodes 472 amino acids. The transcript has a single exon. The record is from RefSeq and is a predicted model, not a curated record.
AUGAUCAAAGUCCGUGGUGAUUGGAGCCACAAAACCUUCGAUUCAAACUGGAUAGUCAUCACUGAAGUCUGCCACCGAUGGCGUGACGUCGCUCUAUCGACACCGAUUUUAUGGACGAAUGUCGCCCUCACGCGCCCCGAUGGGGUCAAGUACAUGCUAGAACUAUCGAAAACCGCACCUUUCAAUGUAUUCCUGGAGAUAUACCACAACGCAGAGAAUUUACUUCCCUGCGUUGAGCUUGCUAUGCAGCAUGUCGAUCGAGCUUCCGCUGUCCAUCUUUCUUACCGAUAUUCUGAUAAAGAAUCGGAGAGGCUCAGCAAAACCAUGGUUAUCCCGUGCAGAGUUCCAUAUCUGAAGGAACUAUGCCUCGAAGGAUCUCGAUUAGAUGUUUACCAACAGCCGUUCGCCUCUGAUCUACAAAGACACCAUGUCAACUACGCCCCCCACCUUCGCCACCUCACCCUUGAAAAGGUCUCCUUGCCGAAUAUGACAUCAUUUGUGACUCUCGAAUCCUUGACCUUCCACGGAACGCUCACCAUGUCCAUACAAGAGCUUCUCGACACUCUUCGACUACUCUGCGCUCUUCGCUCUCUAGACCUGGAACUGUUGGAAGGUAACAACGACCUUAUUACGAAACCAACUACCACCUUACACAUCCCAUCCUUGAUGAACUUUCAUUUCGCUGGAGAUAACUCCAUCUGUGCCACUCUCGUCCCGUCCAUAUCUUCGUCUCCCCAAGCAUACAUCGACAUACGAGCGGGUUCGUUCGGAACCUUCACCAAUAUUUCACGACAAUACUUCGGCCACGAUAGCAAAUUCGGUCCACCUCGUACAUUCGCAGUGUAUCGCAAUUACGGAUCCUUCCAGAUCGAAGGCUCUUCUACGAAUCACCACGUUGAAGGCAUCGUCGUACUCAAAAUGAAUCGCCGCAUCGGAAAUCGUGAUUUCAAGGGGCUCUUGUCCCAGCUGAACCUGCAUGACGUGCACCAGCUCACCAUUACGGAGCGCUGUUCGGAGUCCUCCCUGCCAUACCAAGGGGAGGAAGGAGGCACAUCACCCGUGUUGUUUGCUCUUUCAGAGUUGCCCCAGGUUGAGACCCUGGAAUUGGUUGGUUAUGGGUUGUUGAUGGCCGUCGCCAAAUUUCUUUCUCCACGAACUCUGGAUGCGCCAAGUGGAACACGGGAUGCAUCCUUCCCAUCGCUGAGACGAUUGAAGCUCAGGAGGCAAUUCUACGACAGCGAUGCGUACGAUGAAGGACGGCUGUUCGCGGAGACCGUAGAGAGCUUGGUGAAGCGGCAGGUAGAGGGCCUCGCGGAGCUGGUGGAGUUGAUCGUUCCAGGGUAUCGGGUUUUGGAGGAGAAAUUGCGCGAUUUGGAGAGUUUGAGGCGCCCAGAGGUUCAACUAGAGCUGAAAACGUAG